GAGAGAUUUUUCAUUUUAAAAUUGAGGAUAUUCAUCACAUUUCCUUCGACUAAAUUACAUUUUUACGAUGAUUGAAGUUUCUACUGUAGGUGUUCUGCUAAUUGUUUUUACAAUACACCUUUUACUUUUUAACAUUUUUGGUGUCGGGAAACGAAAACGUUAUCCAAACGGACCAGUUGGUCUGCCAGUUCUCGGUCAUUUGCCGUUUUUCGGAAAAAUUCCUCCAAUCACAUUUGCGCGAUGGAGACAGACGUAUGGAGACGUGUUCCGUAUUAGAAUGGGAAGCUGGAAUACCGUUGUUGUGAAUGGUUUUGAAGCAAUCAAAGAAGCUGCUGAAAAACCGGACGAUGCCUUCUCAGGCCGACCGGAUUUCGUGACACAAAAACUGUUACAAGAAAUUACUGGAGAAAUUUCACUUGCAUUUGGACCUUUUGAUGAUAUCUAUUUACAACAUCGAAAGUUAGUCGCUACUGCAUUGCGACAUUUUACUUGUCGUAAAAGUAGAUUUACAGAAGAUCUGAUAUCUGAAGAAGCCGACAAUCUUAUUGAGAAUUUGUUAAAGAAGUCAGAAAAGGAGCCUGUAGAUAUUAGAGAGAAUAUACAAUAUGCUACCGGGAGUGUGAUCUAUCAGAUGUUGUACGGACGUGGUAUUGAUUUGAAUGAUAAAUUGAACGAAAUGGUUGAAUCUGCAAAUAGAUUUAUCAAAUUCACAGAAAGCGGAAACCCUGCUGACGUACUACCAUGGUUACGAAAUCUGAUGCCUUGGAAAAUUUCUGGCUUCAAAAAUAUGGCCAUCCACAACACAGCAAUCCGGAAAGGACAAAUUGAUAACCACAUCAUAUCAUUUUCCGCCGGUAAUGUAAGGGACAUCACUGACACCUUUUUAGCUGCAGACCUGCGAGGAAAGAAUAGAAAUGAACGUGGAUUGACUAGGUCAAGACUUCUGAAUAGCACUGCGGAUCUGCAAGGUGCUGGAUUCGAUACAAGUAACAAAUCGUUUCAGUGGCUCAUCUUAUAUAUGUCCAUGUAUCCAGAAGUUCAAAAACGUGUCCAGCGCGAGAUCGAUGACGUCGUAGGAAGCGGGCGCAGAAUCGAGUUAGUGGACAAGUCCCGUCUUACCUACACCGAAGCGACCAUUUUAGAAGUAAUGCGAAUGACCACAAUUGUUCCAUUUGCACUGCCAAAACUUACAAUUAAAGACACUACAUUAGGAGGAUACGACAUUGAUAAAGGAACCGUAGUCUUUUUCAAUCUCCAUUCGGUAUCGUAUGACAAGGAAUUCUGGGGUGAUCCCCAAACAUUUCGCCCUGAACGAUUAAUUGACGAAAACAAUAAAUUGAAUACGGAAAAGUGCAACCAUAUUUUACCAUUUGGACUCGGACGGAGACGAUGUGUAGGAGAAUUCCUUGCAAGAAUGGAGCUAUUUCUUCUGUUUACAAACGUCAUCAGAAAAUGUAAAUUUUCAAAACCUGCUGGUGAAAGUUACGAUAUGGAACCCGACCCUGGACUUGUAUACUCACCAAAACCGUUUCGUGUUUUAGUGGAGGAACGACAAUAAUUUGACUUCCAUUUUUAAAAUGAUGUGUGCCAUUUUUUUAUUGUACGACAAGGAAUUUUGGGGAGAUCCGCAAAUGUUCGACCUAAACGCAAAAAAGGUGACAGCGACAAUUUAUAUACGGAAAAAUGCAAACAUAUUUUAUCUUUUGAACUUGGAUGAAGACGAUGUUUUGGAUGAUUUCUGGUUGAAAAGGAAUCAUAGCCUUUGUUUACAAACAUCAUAAGAAAAAGUAGAUUUUCAACGCCUGCUUGUGAAAACUAUGACUUGGACUUAGACCCUAGUCUUAUAUAUUCAACAAAACGAUUCAUUGUAGACAGUUAACGACAAUUUGAGCCACACCAUAAGAAAACCAACAUAGAGCAUUUGAGACUAGCAUGGAUCAAGACCAGCCUGCGCAUCCGCACAGUCUUGUCAGGAUCAAUGCUGUUCGCUAACGGUUUCCCUGAUUGCAAUUGGGUUUGAAAGCGUACAGCAUGGAUCCAGACCAGACUGCACAGAUGGACAGGCUGGUCCGGAUCCAUGCUGGUCGCAAUGGCACCAUGUUGGUUUUCUCAUGGUGCGACUGAUUUUGGUACCAUUCUGAAAAUCUAAAGCACCGACAUCAAUCAGAAUUGUUAAUAUACAUGAUGAUAAGAUUACGUAAUACAGUCGAUGAAAUUUUAUUUGCCAAUGUCUUAAAAUAUUUGUAUCAUCCAUAUUAUGUUCAUAAAAUGUGUUAACC
Molecule: messenger RNA, 2279 nt
Organism: Mercenaria mercenaria
Lineage: Eukaryota; Metazoa; Mollusca; Bivalvia; Venerida; Veneridae
Product: cytochrome P450 1A1-like
Exons: 2
Coding region: 68-1558 (496 amino acids)
Biological process (GO): progesterone metabolic process; hormone biosynthetic process
Molecular function (GO): iron ion binding; steroid 17-alpha-monooxygenase activity; heme binding
Source: RefSeq, a predicted model, not a curated record